Messenger RNA from Corchorus capsularis, 7014 nucleotides. The record is from the annotation of a GenBank genome assembly. NCBI's taxonomy places the organism in Eukaryota, Viridiplantae, Streptophyta, Magnoliopsida, Malvales, Malvaceae.
AUGGCGGGGUUGAAUAGAGAAAUUCAUGAUAUUGUGGAGAUGCAACAACACUAUGAUGUUGAGGAAUUGCUUCAACAUGCUUUGAAGGCCGAGAGUCAAAUAAAGAGGAAUAAGAAGAGCUUUUCAUCAUCAUCAAGCUCAUGGAAAACUCCAAUCAAGAAGGAUGAUAAGUCGACCAAAGAGAAGGAGUUGGCGCAAAAGGGGGCUACCCCUAAAUCCGAUUCUAAAUCUUCAUCGAGUUCAUCUUCAAAGAAUCAUGUUAAGUGUUUCAAGUGUCAAGGCUUUGGACACUAUGCUAAAGAUUGUGUUAACAAGAAAGUGUUGUUCGUGAAUGAACAAGGAGAAAUCGAAAGUGAAGAUGAAGAGAUUACUCUAGGAUCCAGUGGUGAUAGAGAUGAUGAAGGAGAUGCGCAUGAUGAUAGUGAUGAUGGUGUCGGUUUUGCACGUAAGAGUUUGGUUGCUAGGAGAACUUUGAGUGCUUAUGUGAAAGACGAUGUGAACAAUCAAAGGGAAAACUUGUUUCAUACUAGGAUGUACGCGAAUGGGAAGCCUAGUAGUGUGAUUAUUGAUGGUGGGAGUUGUACAAACAUAGCUAGUGUUUUUUUGGUGAAGGAGAUCCAAUUACCCACUACAAAACACCCUAAACCUUAUAGCUUGGGUUGGAUCAACGAUAAGGAGGAAAUUAGGGUUAACAAACAAGUUUUAGUUUCUCUUUGUUUGGGCAGGUACAAAGGAGAUGUAUUGUGCGAUAUCUUACCCAUGCAAGCAUGCCAUGUACUACUUGGGCGACCAUGGCAAUAUGACAACAAAGUCCAAGAUGAUGGUGAGACGAACCAAUAUACUCUCAUGUGUGGUAAGAAGCCCUUUACUUUUAUUCCGUUAUCACCUCAAGAGGCUUUAAAAGAUCAAUUGAAAUUGAAAGAGGAUUUUGCUAAGUUAGAUUCGGAAUUUAGGGCUAAAGAAAAGACUAAUCAUGCUAAUUUAGGUGAGAAUUGCGAUAUAAUUAAGCAUGUUAGUUCUAAGAAAGUUAAUAAGGAGUGUAUGUUAGCUACUAAGAGUGAGAUUAAAGAAGCUUUGAAUGAUAAUUUUGUUUUGAUCUUGUUUUUGCUUAACUAUACACUUGGAGAGAAGUCGACACCCCCUCUAGCAAUAGAGGGAGUCGACGUCCCUAGGGUUUUCAAAGGGGAGAAUCGUUCCUCCCCAGUCCUGGCAAUAAACAACAUAACGGUAAAGUAUCGUCACCCUAUUCCUAGAUUAGAUGAUAUGCUAGAUGAAUUGCAUGGUGCUUGCUUAUUUUCUAAGAUUGAUCUCAAGAGUGGCUAUCAUCAAAUUCGCAUGAAAGAGGGUGAUGAAUGGAAAACUGCCUUUAAAACUAAAUUAGGGAUGUAUGAAUGCCGAAACCUAGAUGAGCAUGUUAGGCAUCUAAGAUGUGUGUUAGAUGUACUUAGGGUUGAGAAAUUAAAUGCUAACCUUAAGAAGUGCACCUUUUGCACAAACAAGCUUGCUUUUCUUGGUUUUGUGGUUUCAUCGCAAGGUAUAGAGGUUGAUGAGGAAAAGAUCAAGGCAAUCAAAGAUUGGCCAACACCCACCAACUUUGGACAAGUGAGAUCUUUUCAUGGACUAGCCGGAUUUUAUAGGAGGUUUGUUAAGGACUUUAGCACCUUAGCCUCCCCUAUUACAAGUGUUAUGAAGAAGAAUGCACCAUUCAAGUGGGGAGAUGAACAACAAGAAGCAUUUGAGACGUUGAAGGAAAAACUAACUAAUGCUCCUUUGCUUGUUUUACCUAACUUUAACAAUACUUUUGAGAUUGAAUGUCAUGCAUCAGGGGUUGGAAUUGGAGCUGUUUUAAUGCAAGAUCAUGAGAGCUUAAAGUAUUUAAGAGGCCAACAAAAGCUAAACAAGAGACAUGCUAAGUGGAAUGAGUUCAUAGAGAGCUUUCCUUAUGUUGUGCGAUACAAACAAGGUAAGGAGAAUGUGGUAGCCGAUGCUUUAUCAAGGAGGAAAGAGAGGUUCCCUGAAAAGAGAAAGUCUAAGCUCUUACCUCGUGGAGAUGGUCCAUUCCAAGUCUUGGAGAGGAUCAAUAACAACGCCUACAAGCUAGAUCUUCCUAGUGAAUAUGGCAAUGUAAGUGCUAUUUUUAAUGUUUCAGACUUAUCCUUGUUUGAUAGUGAUGCAGAUUUGAGGACAAAUCCUUUUCAAGGGAGAGGGGAUGAUGCGCCAAGGGCUUAUCAUGCCUUAGAAGAGCACAAUGGAGCCAUUGGAGAUCAUGUCUUGGAUAAACAUGGAGAUGUCUUAGAGAUUCAAGAAGAUGCCACGGAUGAUCCCGGAUUGAACACAAGCUUGGCGGAGCUAGGAGUUGAGGACCGGCCACCAUCGCAUGGAGCAACCGGCCAAGACCGGCCAAUGCAUGGGACAUCGCAUGGGCCAUCGCACGGACCAUCGCAUGGACCAUCCGGCCACAACCGGCCACUUGAUCCUUUAGCCAUGCCGCAAGGUCCAAUGACUAGGGCUCGGGCUAAAGGUUCAAGGAAGUUUUAUUGGGCUUUGGAAGAUUUGUCCAAGAAUCUUUUUGGAGGUGCAGAGUCUGUGGGAGAAGCAGGUGGUGCAAUAUUGAGAAAACCUAUAGCUGAAGCACUGGAAUUGAUGGAAACUGUUGCAUCCAAUAAUGAAGAAUCUUAUGGGGAAAGAGAUGGAUCCAAGAGAGGUUUGCAUUCGGUAGAUAGUGUUACUAUGCUUAAUGCUAAACUUGAUUCUAUUGUUACCAUGUUGAACAAGGCUAAUAUUAAUGCUAUCUCUAACCCCUCUAACCCUUCUAUGAGUUGUGAGUGGUGUGCAGAAUAUCAUGAUAGUUCUGAGUGUCUACAGUUAGAACAGGCUCAAUAUGUUGCUAAUACUGGAAGGCAGCAAAGCAAUCCUUACCCCAACACUUACAAUCAAGGGGUGAGAAAUCACCCUAAUUCUUCUUGGGGGGUCAAGCCACAAGCACCACCACCUCAAACAUCAGCAUUUGAGAAAAGACUUGACAAAAUUGAGGAGUUGGUCAUGCAGAUGACUAAAUCAAAUCAGACUGCCAUACAAAAUCUUGAGGUGCAGGUCAGUCAGUUGGCUAAGCAGUUAAGUGAAAGAGGUAAUGGACAAUUCCCUAGUGACGCUACGGUGAAUCCUAAGGAAAAUUACAAAGCAAUCACUUUGAGGAGUGGAAAACUUGUGGAGACUGAUGCCACAAAAGAGAAAGCAGUAAAGUCCACUCUAAAGGAAGCUGAACUUGUGGAUGUUGAUGCCGAUGAGGUAAGCACAACUCAGAUGAGUAAGCCAAUUUCUCAAUCUCCAGUUAAGCCUUAUGUACCACCUAUUCCAUAUCCUCAAAGGUUGAGAAAGAGACAUGAUGAGGACAAUUACAAAAGGUUUUUAGAUUUGUUUAAGAAAAUUCAUAUUAACAUACCUUUUGUUGAGGCACUUGCCAAAAUGCCUAGUUAUGCUAAAUACUUGAAACAUAUUGUGUCAAGCAAGGAGAAAUUGGAGGAAUAUUCUACUGUACCUUUGACUGAGGAGUGUAGUGCCAUCCUACGAAGGAAACUACCUCCCAAGUUAAAGGAUCCAGGGAGUUUUAUUAUACCUUGCUACUUUGGUGAAUUGAGUGUAGUAAAGUGUUUGGCUGAUUUAGGUGCUAGCAUAAAUUUGAUGCCUUUGUCUCUUUAUAGAAAACUUGGAUUGGAAGGCCUAAAACCUACAACAAUUGCUUUACAAUUAGCAGAUCGUUCGGUAAGAUAUCUUAUAGGUAUUGUAGAGGAUUUGUUGGUAAAGGUCGGUAAGUUGAUAUUUCCUGUUGAUAUUUUGGUUAUGGAGAUGGAAUAUGAUGUGGAUGUGCCUGUGAUUUUGGGUAGACCAUUUAUGGCUACUGCUCAUGCCUUGAUUGAUGUUGCAGCUGGUAAACUCACCUUAAGUAUUGGUGAGGAUAAGGAAGAGUUUAGUAUUUUUAAAGCCAUGAAAAGCCUUCCUUUUGAGGAUUCUUGUUUUAGACUUGAUGUGCUAGAUGAAUCUGUGAAUGAGAAUAUGGUUAAAAUGAUAAGUGAUGAUCCUCUUCUUCCUUGUUUAACUUUAACUUUAGGUGAUGAAGAAGUUGUUGAAAAUUUUCAUGAUUAUGUUACUAGAUUAGAAGGUAGUGGUUCUUUUAAUAAAUGUUUAGCUAUUGAAGAAUUGGGACAAAGGAAACCCAAAUUAUUACCUUCUUGUCAAGCACCACCAAAGUCAGAAUUAAAACAACUUCCUUCUCAUUUGAGGUAUGUCUUCUUGGGUGAAUCAAACACUUAUCUUGUUAUUAUCUCAUCUUCUUUAUCUAGUGUGCAGGAAGAGAAGAUUGUACGAGUUUUGAGAAAGCACAAGAUGGCUAUUGCCUGGACCAUUGCUGAUAUUAAGGGCAUUAGUCCAUCAGUGUGCAUGCACAAGAUUCUCAUGGAGGAGAAUCACAAAUCCAGUGUGGAGCAUCAAAGGAGACUCAACCCAAACAUGAAAGAUGUUGUGCGAGAUGAGGUACUUAAACUACUUGAUGCAGGAAUUAUUUAUGCGAUUUCUGAUAGUCCUUGGGUAAGUCCUGUUCAGGUUGUUCCAAAGAAAGGAGGUAUUACUGUUGAGCACAAUGAAAAGAAUGAGUUGAUACCUGUUAGGAAGCAAACUGGGUGGAGGGUUAUAACUAGAUUUACAUUGCCCCAGAAGAUCAGGAGAAGACCACUUUCACAUGUCCUUAUGGCACUUUUACCUUACAAAAGGAUGCCUUUUGGACUUUGCAACGCUCCUGCAACUUUCCAACGGUGCAUGAUGUCUAUCUUCUCCGACAUGGCGGAGAAGAUAAUUGAGGUGUUUAUGGAUGAUUUUUCUGUUUUUGGACCUUCUUUUGACGAGUGUUUGUCUAAUUUAGAACAGGUUCUUAAGCGUUGUGAAGAGACAAACCUUGUGCUUAAUUGGGAAAAAUGUCAUUUUAUGGUGCAAGAAGGGAUUGUCCUUGGUCAUAAGGUUUCACAAAAGGGAAUUGAGGUGGACAAAGCUAAAAUUGAAGUCAUUGAUAAAUUGCCACCACCAACUUCAGUUCGAGCUAUUCGAAGUUUCCUUGGGCAUGCAGGCUUUUAUAGGCGUUUUAUUAAGGAUUUCUCUAGAAUAGCUAAGCCUUUGUGUGAUUUACUUCAAAAAGAUGUUCCUUUUAACUUUGAUGAGAAUUGCUUGAAUGCUUUUAACAGGUUGAAAAAGGAACUUACCUCAGCUCCUAUCAUGGUAGCACCAGAUUGGAGUCUCCCAUUUGAAGUCAUGUGUGAUGCUAGUGACUAUGCCGUGGGAGCAGUUUUGGGACAAAAACAAGAUAAGAGGUUACAUGUUAUUUAUUAUGCUAGCAAGGUUUUAGAUAAUGCUCAGACUAAUUAUGCUACCACUGAGAAAGAAUUACUAGCUGUUGUUUAUGCUUUUGAGAAGUUUAGAUUUUAUCUUGUUGGUUCCAGAGUUGUGGUUUAUACUGACCAUUCUGCUUUGAAGUAUUUAUUGAUAAAAAAGGACACCAAACCAAGACUAAUUAGAUGGAUUCUACUUUUGCAAGAAUUUGACUUGGAAAUCCGAGAUAAGAAAGGGUCCGAAAAUUUGGUAGCCGACCAUCUUUCGAGAUUGGAGCAAGAAGAUAAGGUGGAUGAUGUACCAAUUAAUGAUAGCUUUCCUGAUGAGAACUUAAUGGCAGUAACAGAUGCUAAUGUCCCAUGGUUUGCCGAUUUUGUAAACUUCUUGGUCUCAAAUGAAGUACCAUUGGGUCUUAAUCAUCAUCAAAAGAAGAAGUUCUUUUCGGAAGUGAAACAUUACAUAUGGGAUGAUCCGCUUUUAUUCCAUAGAUGUGCUGAUGGUGUCAUUCGAAGAUGUAUUCCUGAGGAAGAGAUGGUUUCCAUUCUCACUCAAUGUCAUUCACUUCCUUGUGGAGGACAUCAUGGUGCUUCUAAAACAGCUGCUAAGGUACUUCAAUGUGGCUUCUUUUGGCCUACACUCUUUAAGGAUGCAAUGAGCUUCGUAAUGUCAUGUGACCGAUGUCAAAGAACUGGUAACAUAAGCAGAAGGCAUGAGAUGCCUCAGUCAGGUAUUUUAGAAGUUGAAAUCUUUGAUGUUUGGGGACUUGACUUUAUGGGACCUUUCACUCUAUCUGGUAAAAACAAGUACAUACUUGUUGCUGUUGACUAUGUCUCUAAAUGGGUGGAAGCUGUUGCAUUGCCUGACAACUUGGGAUCUAGUGUGGUUAAAUUUGUUCAGAAAAAUAUCUUUUCUAGAUUUGGAGUUCCUCGUGCUAUCAUUAGUGAUAAUGGUACUCACUUUCAGAAUGAUCAGUUCAGGACAUUGAUGCGUAAGUAUGGGUGCACUUUCAAAUCUGGAACCACUUAUCAUCCUCAAACGAGUGGGCAAGUAGAAGUAUCUAACCGUGAAAUUAAAGCUAUCUUGGAGAAAACGGUUAGUAAUACUAGAAAAGAUUGGUCAAGGAAGCUUGAUGAUGCUUUAUGGGCUUAUAGGACUGCAUUUAAGACUCCUUUGGGCUUGUCACCUUAUCGACUCGUGUAUGGUAAAUCUUGCCAUUUACCGGUUGAAAUUGAGCACAAGGCUUAUUGGGCGGUGAAGGCAAUGAAUUAUGAUCUCAAGUUAGCUGGGGAGAAGCGAUUGUUGCAAUUGAAUGAGCUUGAAGAGAUUCGAAGAGAUUCCUAUGCGAAUGCUCGAAUUUACAAGGAAAGGACCAAGGCUUGGCAUGAUAAGAAUAUCUUGAGGAGAGAAUUUAAAGUGGGUCAGAAAGUCCUUUUAUUUAACUCACGCUUUAAAUUGUUUCCAGGAAAAUUGAAGUCGAGAUGGUCCGGACCCUUUGUCGUGACUAAAGUCCAUCCUUAUGGUACAAUUGAGAUCGAAGGAGAUGAAAAGAGACCUUUUGUAGUCAAUGGCCAAAGAUUGAAGCAUUACUUCGAAGGAGAAUAUGUGCAACAUGUUCAGAAAAUCACCUUCUCUGAAUAA